AUGUCAGACAGUCGGUGUAUUUUUACUGGCAAUCAAAAGGCGAAGUGUUGCAAUGUCUCAUCAUGGAUAAGAAGUAAAAUUAAAGAUGAAGGUGUACAAGCACGAAAUAUAAUCAAAUAUAGUGUACCUGUUGAUAAUCCUAGUCCUUCUAAACGUCAAACAAGAAAAUGUGAUUACAAUCUGUCUUCAUCUGAAAUCGCUCCAAAGGUAAUGGAUGAUGAUGAUGAUACAGUGAACGACAGAAUGACCUCGACAAGUAUUGUAUCUGCUUCACAUAAAGAAGGCGGAAGCCGUCGGUCAUCAUUUUCUUCCAUUAUCGACGUUCCAGAUAUCAUAAACAAGAGAAGUAGUCUGUAUACGAACAAAUUUCAUUCAGAACAUUCAAAAUCUGAUACACAUUCUGGCAGUUUAAUAUCAAACACCAACUCGAAAAGUGUUUGUCCACAAUCUCGUCAUUGUCGGCGGCUUACUUCAGCAACAACAACACCACCACCACCAACAACAACAGCCCUAUUUAGGAAACCUCUUACUGAAAGUGAAUAUAAAGCACGUUAUUGGGGUCAAAUGUUAGAUACCUUGAGGCGAACUAUAGAUGAGAUUUAUUCAGCGUGUGAAACUGACGAGAAUGAAGUGGAAUGCAAGGAAGUUAUCAUGAUCCUGGAACACAGUAAACAAGACUUUUUCUCAUUAAUUGAAAAGAUGAAUUUACUACGGGAUUAUGAACAAGCUGAUGAACAAAAUAAACCAAAUUCUCUUGCAUGGGAUGAACGUACUACUCUACCAGGAAAACCAAUAAUGUGUCAAGUUCUUGCCUCUACUGCAGCAUUUGCUUCAGUCAAAAAACAAUCUUAUCUAUCCAUUCCGCUAGUAUUCAGUAAUAAUAAUAGUAAUAAUAAAUCAGAUAGUAGUGUCAUAGAGAUUGUAGAUAGUGAUUCAAAUUCUGAAUUCGAUGCGAAUAGAUCUGGUAGCAAUUCGUGUAUAUCAGAUAGACGAUCUAAAGUGUUUAACGCAAAAAAGAAUCAUAAUACUACUAAUAGUAAUAAUAGUAACAAGAAUAAUAGCCCUAAUGAAGAAGAAGACGAAGAGGAAGAACCUAGUAGUCUUUCUCAACCUUCACUUAUACCUUCUCUUUCAAACGCAUAUGAAUCAUGUAAACGAAUAGGCUCAAAACGAAUUCAUUGUAAUCCUGAGUGCCAGAAUACUACUACCUCCUAUAAUAGUAGUAGAGAUAAAUUUAAAUUAUGUCCUACAAGUCUAGACAAUGAACCACCACGAUGUCAAGAUGGUGAUGGUGAUGGUGAUGAAGACGAGGUUGACGCGUCGUAUACUGGCUUGUCUAUGUGUAGAACUACUGAAGAUGAUGCUAUCGACAUAGAACAUGAUCACCACCAGGGUGAAGAUAUGACUAGAUACGCAUAUUUAGUGGAUGAUGACGAUGAUGAAGAGGAUAAUGAAUACGCUGAUCAAGAGGAUAAUACACUGUCACGUGAUUUGGAAAAGCUGGACAAGGCCAUUGAACAUGUCACUACUGCUGAACGUGUUCUGUCACAUCAGUUAGACAGAGCUCAGUUAGCCGAAGCUGCUCUUCGUAGACGACUAAUUGAAGAAGAAGAGGAGAAGGCGGCAUUUGUUGUCCAAUCAACUGGUUAUAAUCAAUCUUGGUAUCUCCAUAGACAUCGGCUUAAAAAUGGUGGUAAUAAUAAUAACAAUAGCAAUAACAAUAAUAAUAACAGUUUCAUCAAACUUACACAUAAUAAAAAUCAUCUCAAGUCAGGGGAUAUUCAUCGUCCAAGUGAUAAUACUACAGAUGAAUUUGGCAUUGAUACAGACGCGGAUGUAGUUGAUAUCGACAGCGUUACACUGGAUGAUGAUGAUGAGGAGGAGGAUGUUGACGAGUCAGAAAAACUGAUUGUUAAUAAUACUAACACAAAGGAUAAACAGAUUAAGGAGAAAGCACCUACAAGUGUUACAAAUCAACCCUUGAAUUCUACUACUACUACUACUACUACUAUUACUACUGACGAUGAUCCUAUUCAACCUGGAUCAAAUAUUGAUCUGAUUAAGAAGACGACUGAUAUCAAUGCUGAUACUGAGAAGAAACAGCAUUCCUGUUGUAAUUGCCAAUGUCAUAAUCAUAAUAACCGUGAUAUUUCCAACAAUGCGACUAGUGAAAAUAAGACUGUUGAACAAGUGCAAAAAAAAUCCACCUCUGAAAAUUGUUACAUUUCCAAGCCUAAUUCACAAUCACAGUAUUUCACGAACAACAAUGCAAUAAGCACCGCUCAUAAGUCAGAUAUCUCUUCAACUGAAAAAGAGUUAAAUCAAUCGGAAAUCAAUGGUGAUGAGUAUGCUUACCAAAAGAUUUAUCAAAGUGAAGGAUACAGCAGCGAACAAUCAAAUUUUGUUGAUUCACUACCAGAAAUGAAGCGUCAACACGACGUUUCUGAUGCAAAUAUACAACCAGAAAAUGAUACCUUUAUAAAAUGCCUAUUGGAGUUAAGAGAGUCAGGGAAAUCUGUCGACCGGAGAUCUCCACAUAUUCGUGGUUCAAAUGAUGAAUCAGUCUCUGUGUCAGCAUCAUCAGCUCAUUAUGCAUUACCAACUGUUGCUUCAGAUGGUAGCAUUUGUCAACAAGGUGUACUUUUGAUUCCAAAAACGGAGGUAAAGUCACGUACACCUGGUCAUGGCGUUCAUAUGCAUGAAAAACUUUCUGCUCGUUCAAAAAAGCGGACUGCGAAUUCUAUAGAGGAGAUUGAGGAAAAACAAGAUCGCGCUAGAGUAUUACGUCAGCGACAUCUUCUUGAAAGAACAGAACGUGUACACGAGCUAAGCAAAAAGGUGGAUGAAGUUCAUUUACAAAAACGACUCCUAUUACAUCAACGUCGUUCUUGCCUAGAAAGACGUUUACACGCUGCUGAACGGAAACGUCAAGCUGAAUUAACCCGUCGGGUACUUAAAGCGCAUGAUGAACAGACAAAAUUGAAAGAGAUUGCAUUUAUACAAACUCUUGAAGCAGAACAGAAACAGUAUAGCAUUUUAACUAAACAUGAAGAAAGUCGUGCACGCUUAAAUGAAUUGGCAAUUGAACGUCAAAAACGUACUGAAGAAAAACAGGGUAGAGAAGAAGCUGCUAAGGUUCGUCGAAGAGCUUUAGAAGCAUCACGUCGAGCUAGAAUGGAUGCUCUGCAAGCUAGAUGGGAAACUCGAGCUCAACAGUUAGCUUCACGUGCUGAAUUAAUGGAACAUUCGCGUAGAGCUGCUGCUCGGGCUAAAGAACAGUAUCGUGAAAUAAGAAUGGCUAAUUUAGAAGAACAACAACGUGUUCACAUUGAACAGUUACGUUCAAAAAUACAACGUAAACAAGCAGAAUCUGAACGACGUCAUCAAGAAUCCCUACGGGAGAUCAGUCGUAAAGCUUUUGAAAUGUCAGUUCUUACGCAUACUGGCGAUGAUUCACUCACUGUCCCAGGAAUUGAACCAUAUCCCAUACAAAAGUGGUGUAAAGCAUGUCAAGUUAUGAUUGUUUCUGAAGUGUCAUUGAAAAGUCACUUGCACGGAAAACGUCAUCAGAAUGCUAUCAUGGAAGCUGCACAAAAUCGUCCCGUUGGAAGAUCCGAGUUGGAAGCGUUCAACUUAUCUCAUCUUGUUGAUGCACCUACUGAAAUGUCGCAUCCUUACAAUGAUAUACAACAAGAACGGUUAAAAUUACGUAGAAAGCGUACUAGAAAAUUGAGACAAAAAAUGAAUCAAAGAGGUUUACUGUUUUUGAAAGAAAUUGAGCAGAUGAAAAUUCCUCUACCUGAUUCUCCAAAUAAACCUCAGUUAGUGAAAUUAAUCAAAGAUGCUCGACGUUUUCUUAAUCUGCCUGAUUCUGGUCCAUGGGUUAUUACACGUGUUCAAGCAAUGGAAAAAAGUUUGAAUGCAUUGUUACGAUAUCUUUGUAAUACUCAAUCAAAGGCAAAUCCAAAUUUCUCGAAUAAAAAUGAACAACGUGAACCGUCUAUGUCAGAUAAUUCAUCCGAUCGACAAGUUUGCAUUCUCAGUGGUUUAUUAUCUGUACUAACAAGUCUUAUUGGUUUAAUCAGAGAACAGAAACCAUCAUCAACUCAAUUGGUACCAGAAAAGACUUAUAAAAUUGCUUGUCGCCUGUUACAAGCAUUGUGCUAUUCAAAUACAGAUGGCUACAUUCGGAUGCUAUUGACCAAUGAUGUCUCAAUACUUGUUGAUUGUCUUGUUGUUCGAUUCUCGGUGUGUAUUCCAAGCAAUCGACAUUUUAACAGUUACAACAUCUCAUCAACACCAGAAGUGAAUACUGCUACUCCCACAGAUCAAUCAGAUCAUCAUGAUUCAUCAUAUUUUCAUUGUUAUUCUGGUAAUUCGUGUACACUGGAUUUAUUAAACUUUCUAACUAAUCUGCUGAAUGGGUUAUGUGAGUUAAAUUUAUCCUCCACCACCUCCUACUCAUCAUUGUCUAAUAUGGACAAUACAAGUAGUUCAACAACUAUACGAGAUUCUACUCUUACCACUCCGACUGCUUCUCCUGCUCCUGAUGAAACUAGAAGUACUACUCCAUCUACAACUACGCCUAAUAGCUCUGUGCAUAGUCUUUACAAUUCUUCAAGUAUUAUUCAUGAAUCUGGUAAACACUUCAAAGCUGACUGUCAACGAGUUCAAGAUUUCCUCAGUUACAUUGUAAGCAGUGGUCUAGUUGAUUUAUUGUCAACACGAUUAUCAAAUCCAAAACAAGCCAGUUGGUUAUUAGUGAAUAAUAAUAAUAAUAAUAAUAGCAGCAAUUCUGGACGUCCUGGAUCAGCUUCAAAUCAAUUUGUUGAACAUUGUCAACAUUUUGUCCUGAGUAGUAUUGCCUUUCUAACAAGUCUUACACGUCUGUUAACUAUAGUCUCAGGGGAACAAUUAAAGCAUAAUCAACAUCAUCCUUACAACAAUCAGACAGAUGGUUGUUAUCCUCUAAGUUUAGUCAGCUCAGAAUCAAUUGAUAGUGUUGUUCUACAGUCGUCAGUUGAAGAGAGUAACUCUCAGGCGAAGACUUCAUCAAGCGGCAAUAAUAAUAAUACAACUAGAAGAUGCCCUAGUUCUACCUCAUCGUGUGAUACAACUUCUGUGAACAAUUGUAAAAUAAUGUCAAAUAGUCAGUCGAACAAUCCUCAAUCAGUGAAUGAUCCAACAAAAUUACUAGAAACUGUUAAUACUACUGAAGUUUUUGGCUUGGUACCACUACUCUAUUGUCUUCUACUUGAUCCAAAUAGUCGACCAAUUGAUGCUGCUGGAUCAAUGACUAAUGAUACGCAUAAUUCUCUGCCACCAUCCUCAUCAUCAACAAAACAGUCUAAUAAAACGAAACAACUUCGGCAUAAUUCACAAAAAGAUGUUGAAUCUUUAGGCAGUACAAAGUUGACAUCAUUUGGUGUGAAUACUCCUCACGAAUCAUCAUCACCACCAUUUCGUAGUGAAGUGAUAGCAGAGAUUACAUUGAAUAUUUUAAAAUUAAUUAAUUCACUCUCAUCAUUACAUCAACAUACAAUGCAGUCUAUUCUCGGUGGUGAACUUAUUUGUCUUUUAAUGCGACAUAUAUUGGUCAAUCUGUUGACACGUUGUGUUUCUUCGCAAGUGAAUACAACAGCUAUUACUAAUAGUAGUACACCUUCUAUGAUUCUACCUCGUUCACCUAUAUCAAUUCCACUGCCGGCUCCACCACCUCCUCGUUCAGCAGCUCCUCAACAACAACCACAACACCAGAAGUCCAAAGAACCAUCAUCAUCCAAUCUGAAUCAUAAUUCGAAAUUGUCAACUAGAAAACUGAAAAAGGAAGAGAUGAAUCCACGUAUUGAUUCUAACAAAAAUGAUGAUGGAGAAGCGGAGGAUGACGACGAUUGUACAGCUGAUCUAUUGCCAAGUGGUGCUAGAAAAGUUGUUGUUAAAAAGAAUUUAAAAUUAAAAUCUGUAAAUGAUGAUGAUGAUGAUAAUAGAUCUCAAACUGUCACAUCAUCAUCGUCAGAGAAAUCAAAAUGGACUACAAAUUCGAACAGUUCAACGUUCAAUAGUGUAAUAGUUAAUAGUAACAAACAAUGCAAAGAAUAUACCAGUUAUAGUAUCACAGAGAAUAUUCUACACGAGGCUAUCCUAUGCAUAGGUUAUUUAUGUGCGCUGAAUAUAGAGAAUCAAACUAACCUACAGUGUGGUCCAUCACCGAAUCUACUACAGCAUCUUUUAUCUUUACCAUUUGAAUAUUUCAGUCAUCAUCCGUUAACUGAUAUUCUUUAUCCAACAUUGAUUGCUUGUUGUUAUCAACACGCACAGAAUACGAGUAUAUUGGAGACUGAGCUUAGUCCAACUAUUCUAGCCAAUUAUAUAGAAGAGAGUCUACUUGAGAAGAAAAUGGAUUCUUUGACAAAAGUGAACAACGGUAAAUCAAACAGUGGUCAAUGUUUAGAUAAAAGAUACAAUUUUGAACGACGAUUUUCUAUCCUAGAAUGGAAUUCGGCUAAAGCCUAUUUCACAAGAUGA
Messenger RNA from Trichobilharzia regenti, 6525 nucleotides. Lineage: Eukaryota; Metazoa; Platyhelminthes; Trematoda; Strigeidida; Schistosomatidae. The record is from the annotation of a GenBank genome assembly.